Molecule: messenger RNA, 3813 nt
Organism: Bolinopsis microptera
Lineage: Eukaryota; Metazoa; Ctenophora; Tentaculata; Lobata; Bolinopsidae
Product: insulin-degrading enzyme-like
Exons: 8
Coding region: 119-3109 (996 amino acids)
Biological process (GO): peptide catabolic process
Cellular component (GO): cytosol; mitochondrion
Molecular function (GO): metal ion binding; metalloendopeptidase activity
Source: RefSeq, a predicted model, not a curated record
GCCAACUCAAUACCACCACAUUCAAGCUCAGCUCUCAUAUCUGAAUCGUUUUAGGUCGUUUAUUCGAGUUUUCUAAAACACAAAAUCACGUUUUUUUACUCGAGGCUGCUCUUUUUGCAUGAUGAUAGUCAGCAAAACUACCGUUUAUGUUUUGGUAACCACUUUGUUAAUUUCAUUUUGCUUCGCCUCCCCUACUUCUCGAGAGACCAGAAGCAUUGAUGAGGAGCAAAUAGUAAAGAGUGCUUCUGAUGUUAACGAGUACAGAGCAGUGACGCUAUCUAACAAGAUAAGAUGUGUCCUGGUGUCAGAUAAGAGUACUGAGAUAGCUGCUGUUGAGAUUCGUGUUGCUUCAGGCUAUCUGGCUGAGGACACACCAGGACUUGCCCAUUUUGUGGAACACAUGCUGUUUGAGGGAUCCCCCGAGUACCCUGAUGGAAACCACUACCAAUCGUUUAUUCAAGAGAAUGGAGGAAACUUUAAUGGUGCUACAUGGGAAUCAGCCACAACUUACAUAUUUAAAAUUAGGAACGAAUACUGGGUUCAGACUGCUAAAAUACUGGCCAGCUUCGUUGGUAACCCUCUUUUCCCGAAAGACAAGUUUUCCUCAGCUAUUCAAGCUGUAGACAGUGAAUAUAAGAUAAAUAUACGGAAUGACUACAGGAGUUUGUAUGCCCUGGCAAUGAAACUGAAUAACCCAAAGAACAGAUACCGCGAGUUCUCAACAGGAAGCAGGGAAACUCUGAACGUGACAGAUAUUUACGAGCAAUCCCUGGAGUUUUACGAUCAGUUCUACAGCGCUAAUCUUAUGACUAUUGCUAUCGUUGCUAAUGAUACUCUUGAUAGCUUGGAGCUCCUAGCAGAAGAAACAUUUGGUAAGGUUCCCAACAAGAACAGAAAAAGACCACAAAACAGCGCCUUACCGUUUCCCACCAGUGACAAAAGAUACCUGGGAAAGAAAGUAUAUUUUAAAAUGAAGAGAAAAGUCGACCAACUAACUUUCCUAUUUCCAAUAAACUUGGCAAACUACGUAAAUGUAGAUUACAUAAUCUACCUCCUAGACCACGAAGGUAGUGGAUCAAUCUAUCAAUAUCUUUUAUCUCGAGGGUACGCUACAACAUUCGGUAGUUUCGUGAUCCUCGAGGAUUCCCAAACUGUGCCCCUAGCCGUGUACUGCCAGCCCACGGAGAAGGGUAUUGCUGACCCUUACUUUAUUGUAGAGACCGUGUUCAAGUAUCUAAAAGCGGCCUGCAGUGAUGGAGUUGAUGAAGAGUUGUGGGAAUCUAUGAAGCAGAUAAAUGAACUUAACUUCAGGUUCCAGGAGAAAGAGAAAGGUGAAUCUUUAGUUAGCUCUAUACUCGAUCGUAUGGGGACGAGCAACGUUACACAGAAGUAUCUGGGAGCACCUUCCCAGCUCUCUCUGGAUGUAGAGGUUGAGAAUAAGAUUCUGGGUUUCUUUCAUCCGGAUAAUUUCAAUCUCUAUGUUGGGUCAGAUUCCUUCUCAGACACUGAGGCCACCAGCAACGGACCUCGACUGACUGAACAUGAGUACUUUUACAGCACCCCUUAUUUUGUCACCAAUUUCACGGAGGAGCAAUUACAGGCUUGGAGGAAUGUUGAAACUGACCCAGAACUUCAUCUGCCCCAACCCAACACUUUUGUUCCCAACAAUUUUGAAAUUUUCGAUAUCGAGGAUGACGCUGGAAAGUUGCCAACAGAAAUAGUUAGCAGGGAUGAGGCUGAUAUGAGCAUAUGGUGGCUCCAAGACCAGGAGUGGAUGCAACCUAAACUUUAUACUGGGUGUAAGAUUUUCCCUAACCAGAUUACCAGAGAUGCUAGAACAUGGGCACUAGAGAAUAUGAUUAGUGAUAUUUAUGGAUUAGUUAAAAAUCUGGCGCUGUAUGAAGCAUGGGAAGCAGAUUUCAAUCCAAUAGUUGAUUUUGAUGAGAGCUGGUACAUUGUCGUGUUCGGUCACUCCGAUCCUAAGAAAGUUGAAGAUGUUUUGAAUAAGAUGUUGGAUGUACUCUUCAACUUGGACUUUACAGUGGAUGACGCUCUUUUCAAAUCGAAUGUUGUGCUACCCGUUCAAGAGCAUUACGAUGAAGAUCAUGAAGGUCCAAACCACUUUGCUGACAAAUACAUCGACUCCAUAGUCUUCCAGGAUUUUGUAGAUUGGACUGAUGUGAAGAAAGCAGCUGGAGAGAUCUCCCAACUUGAGGUUAAAGAGUACAUGACAAACUUCCUUGCAGACAUUUCACUAUCCUGCAGUACUUUUGGGAACGUUGGAAAAGAACACGCAAUAAGAUACUCAAACAUCGUCAAAGAAAAGCUUGUGGAGCACGGAUCUACGAUUCAAAAUGAAGAUAGGAGAAGUUUAAAAGACCAAAACAUCAACCAGCUCCCGUCUGGACCAUCCCACGUGAUAAGACGUAGUAUGGAGAAUCCAGACGAGGUGAACUCAGCAACUUUGGUUAUGUUCCAAAUAGGACGGGAAGAGGCUGAUUGUGGAAUGGAGGAUAGUCCACCCUACACUGUGAAAGCUUUUACUGGAAUAUUGGAGCUCAUAAUGGGACAAUCUUGCUUCAGCUACUUAAGAACUGAGAAACAGCUGGGUUACAUGGCGUUUUGUUACAGUCGAAGUUACAAUGGAGUCAGUAACUUCUUCUUCGGAGUUCAAGGAUCUAGACCCGGUGCUGGCCCUGAUGUUGUCGACCGGGAGAUAAACAACCUGAUCGCCCAACAACACGAGACAUACCGCCUUCUCGCCCAAGGUCUGGAGGGAGAACUGAAGUUUGAGGAAGUGAAGGAGGCGUAUAGCGACACAAUAUCAAUAAAACCUCGGACGCUCUGGGAUAAGUCCCGAAAGCUGACUGAGGAGAUUUACUCUUCCACCAGAGAUUUUGAUAGAGUUGAUAAAUUGUUGGCUGCAAUUAAGAGUAUAACUGUGAAGAAUUUCCUGGAACUUUACGAAAAUUUUAUUGUCGGAGACACAAAAAGGAGAAUCUCGUCUCAGGUGUACGGAUCGAGUCACGUGAUGCCGGACACAAUUGAGGAGGGUGAAAUUCUGGUGGAAGAUAUUGAGGCGUUCAGAGAACACCUCACACUCUUUUAAAAAGUACAUUACAGAUGUUAUCAAACAUUCAAUCAAACGAUAGCUUGGAAACCUGAGAAGUAGAACUGGUCAGGCAGAAAAUGAAAGGGACUGAUUCAUUAACUGCUCCGGUUUGGAGCUUAUAAACCAAUAUAUUUGCGCCAAACCAAAAUACAAAAGACGUGACAUAUUGUCGCGCUAAAGUGAUCAUACGGGAUUUUGAUUUGGGAUAAUUAAUUUAGCUGAAACGUGGUGUUAUUUUUAGUAUUAUACAUCAUUAUUUAUAGUAUUAAUACUUUCAACACUAAAAUAUAAAAAAUAAUUUGAAAUUUUAAUUUAAGGGGAUGGAAGUGCUUUAACCAGGUGCAGCCCGUCCACACCCUGGUGUCAAAAUAUGUAUGAAAGACUUAAAGUACCCUACAUGUGUAUAGAUAAUUAAUUCUGUUAUAACUCAUCAGAGGUCGUUUAUGUUAACCUUAUGUUAACUUUAAGUCUUUAGCAAUUGUAUAUUGAUAACCCCUUUAACAUGUUAUGUGAAUUUUAGACUCGGAGACCACUUGUAAAACUAAUUGGCAUUGUGAAAAAAAGUCAAUUCAGAGUGUAAAAAUGACCCCCCCCCCCCUCCGACUACGCCCUUGUUUUUCUAUUCGAGGUAUUUUUCGGUUCUCCACGAUUGACAUUGAUUAUUCCAAACGGUUGUUUCACUUGUACCCACUUACCCACUU